Aspergillus japonicus CBS 114.51 is the source of this 486-nucleotide messenger RNA. RefSeq lists its product as uncharacterized. The record is from RefSeq and is a predicted model, not a curated record. NCBI's taxonomy places the organism in Eukaryota, Fungi, Ascomycota, Eurotiomycetes, Eurotiales, Aspergillaceae. The transcript has a single exon. The coding region runs from base 109 to 381 and encodes 90 amino acids.
GAGGUAGAACGGAGACACGAGGCAGACAGUGCGUACCCGGGACGAUCUUCCAAUAUAGACAAAGAACUGGAAGAGAGAAGAAAGAAGACUGAUUUGCGUCAUUUCGUAAUGAUUGAGACACUCCGCUUGGCGCUAGCAUGCUGGAUACUCAUACUGUGGACGCACAGAGCGGCUGGAGCAGGCUAUGAUCGGCAGAUGGAGAGGAUCCCAUCGGGAACUGGUCAGCUCGUCUUUGCCACAGAUGGGUGGGCGAGUGCUGUAGCAUGCAGGCAACUUCCGCCUGGUUGCUCAACCUUCCACUUUGUUUCAGUCUGUGUCAGGCAGAAUCCAUCCGAAAGACAAAAGAUAAGGGGAAAGAAAAAAAAAAAAAAAGGCCAAUGAUCAAUGAUAAGGAUAAAGAUAAGGUCGUGAAUACAUCGGAAUGUCAAGAAACAACGUGACGUGGGAAUCCAUGGCGCCAGAACACUCUUUUAAAUACCACCGACC